Molecule: messenger RNA, 1002 nt
Organism: Drosophila serrata
Lineage: Eukaryota; Metazoa; Arthropoda; Insecta; Diptera; Drosophilidae
Gene: Gnmt
Product: Glycine N-methyltransferase
Biological process (GO): protein homotetramerization; regulation of gluconeogenesis; S-adenosylmethionine metabolic process
Cellular component (GO): cytosol
Molecular function (GO): identical protein binding; glycine N-methyltransferase activity; S-adenosyl-L-methionine binding
Source: RefSeq, a predicted model, not a curated record
CGCUGCGAUCUGCCGCCCAGAGCUGACAAACCCAGAGACCAGAGACCAUGACCACCUCCGCUGAUAGUGUGUUCGUUUCCCGUUCCGAUGGCAUCUCCGCCGAAGGAGUCCGGGACCAGUAUGCCGAUGGCAAGGCCGCCAAGGUGUGGGAGAUCUUUAUCGGAGACAAGAACUCCCGUACGGACAACUACAAGAACUUCCUGAUCGAUAUGUUGCGGAAGAAGGGCUGCAAGCGGGUCCUAGAUGUGGCCUGUGGAACGGGUGUCGACUCUCUUAUGCUUGUGGAGGCUGGGUUCGAGGUGGUUUCCGUUGAUGCUUCUGACAAGAUGUUAAAGUAUGCUCUCAAGGAGCGCUGGAACCGUCGGAAGGAGGCUGCCUUUGACAGUUGGGUCAUUGAGGAGGCCAACUGGCUGACUCUGUACGAUGACAUUCAGGAGCAUAUCAAGGACGGUUUCGAUGCUGUGAUCUGCCUAGGCAACUCCUUUGCCCACUUGAUGGACGGUUUUGGGGAUCAGCGGGAGCACAAGCAGGCCAUAGGCAACUUUGAGAAGUGCCUAAAGCCAGGUGGCGUUCUGCUAAUUGAUCACCGCAACUAUGAUAAUAUCCUCGAGACUGGAGCCACGCCCGCCAAGAGCAUCUACUAUAAUACGAGUCACACAGCGGACAUCAAGACAUCCGUGCUUUUCUAUUGCGGCAAGCCAGCCCUGGUCUCCAUGGACUACCUGAUCGCUGGAAACAAACUGACCAGCGAGUUCCGCCUGUCCUACUAUCCCCACGAGCUGAAGCGCUUCCGUGAGAUCCUUGGCGAAAUCUUUUCGGAGAAGGCCAAGCACCAGCUGUACGGCGACUUCAAAGAGAUGAGCCUGGUAAAGAAUCCUGCCUUCUACAUCCACCUGAUCGAGAAGCCCGAGGUAUAGGUUUAAGAAAUUAGUUUGUAUUCCACAUAAGGUCACAGAACACACAUCUACAUAAAUAUACAUUAUAAAGUUCCUCGAAAGCACA